This is a messenger RNA of Acaulospora morrowiae, 3117 nucleotides long. NCBI's taxonomy places the organism in Eukaryota, Fungi, Glomeromycota, Glomeromycetes, Diversisporales, Acaulosporaceae. The record is from the annotation of a GenBank genome assembly.
AUGUUUAAUUCAUUCGAGGGAAAUUACAAAUCGAAGCGUAGUAUCAAUCUUGGUGGUCAAAAGAAGCAAGAGGAUAAAGAGGCUCUUGUGAGGAAUACGCAGGAACAGCGGCGUGCACGGGAUAUUGAACGUUUGAAAAAGAAAUCCGCGGCAAAAAUUCAGGCAUUUUUUCGCGGUAGGACUGUUACCAGAAAUUUACGCGAUCAAGAGAGAGCAUCAUGGGAUCAACAGGCAGAAUUCAUUCUUCGUUCAGAUAUUCCUAGACGGGAUGUUGCUACGACCUUGAUCAAUCUUGUUCGCAGCUUCCUUUUUUUCUACCGGCCCCUUAGUGACGGUCAAAGAGAAUUAUGUUUAUGCAAUAUAUUGAGGAAACAAAAUCUCGAUUUGGAGAUAAUAUUCGUUCCAUUCUAUUAUGAGGAUUUGCGUAAUGUAUGGGCUUACCAGUUAAAAAAGGUCCUACUGAUCUUUCUCAGAAGUGUCGGAUCAAAUUCUAUAUAUGAUAAAAAGAACGUAGUUCAUUACUUGGAGGCUUUAAUGUUAACCAUGGAUGUUAAAAAGUACGGGUCAUCAGGUCAGUCUGUCGGAGGAAGAGAAACCGCUCAAGGAAUUUUAGAAUAUUUGAAAACCGAGGACAAGAAUAAUCCGGCAACUCGAUCAAUCGCGAACCUUUCUGUUCAUCCGUUCCACAUUCUUGCUUCCACUCAUCCGAUCUAUCAGUUGGCUUUGCAAGAUUUUAUCACACACAUCUUCACCAUAUCAUCACUACCAAGUCAUCUUAGUAAAGAAGCCCUGAUUAUAUUCUCACGUCGGACACUUUAUGAUCUUAUAUUGAGGCUAUCAACAAUUCCUAGAAAUAAUUGGAAUGCAGAGCAAGCGAGUAUUCUUCUAAGUAAUUUGGUUGUAUUCACACAUCGAAUUGUUAAACAGAUGAGUAACCCUGUGUUUCUUGCCUAUUUGACGGUUCUUCAAAAUCUAUCAUUACAAAUUCCAAUUCGAUCUCUUCUGGAUAAAUCUUCAGCUGAAGUAAUUGUAAAUGAUGACGAUUCCGACGACGAUAUAAUAACCGAAGGUCGUCCCGAAACUUCGCUUGUCAAAAUCGAUCCAGUAGUCCUAAAGAGAAUCUCCUAUAUGUUUGACCGUCAAUACUUGAUUUCUGUGUUCGAAUUUUCAAAGGACUCGAAUUACGCCACUUUUCUCAAAGUCACCAACUUUUUGCUUACUUUAAUGAUACGUUGGCCUUCGAAGAAGACGGAAUUGCUAAAUAACAUGACAUACGGAGCACUUUCUACUCCGGAAAUCCGUUUGUCCAUUAGUUUGAUAUGGGAAGCGUUCAAGAAAUCGGAUUUGGCAAACCUAUUGCCAACCAGUCAAUCUAUACCCCUUAAUUACUUUACUGACUCGACAUAUUCAGAACAAUGGGGAAUGUUUGCACUGCUUUGUGAAUUGUUUAGUCAAAUUUUACUUAUAAUGGGCGACGAUGAAUUCUUCGAUGAAGGCAGAAAUCCCCUUAGGCUUUCAGAGAUAGUGGACAUAUCCACUUGUUUGAAGAAUGUUGGGUUCACAUUAUAUUGGAAUAGUCCGUCGCUCAAGAUGGACCUUGUAGUUGACGGUGGUUGCAUUUCAUUUAUUUAUCUGAGGGACACUGUCACCAAAUUACUAAGGCAAAUACAUGCAAGAGAUUCUCGUCGUCGAUUCACUUCACCCGACCACUGGUUGAUGAUAUCCGAGUCAGAGAUAAGCACUUUUGCGAAAACGGUUGUUGAUGAAGAUCAAGAACUCGAGAGAGAUCAAGAAAAAAACAACGUGGACAAACGUCAGCGGAUAUCCAUUAGCCCAAGGCUUGGAAUUUUGUAUAGUAUUCCUUUCGUAAUACCCUUUGACGAGCGCGUAAAAAUCUUUAGACAAUUUGUUCGCAAUGAUCGUGAACGAAGUUCUGGUCACCAUCCUUUUUUUGAGCCUCGAACUCAUGUUACCAUUCGCCGAAAUCAUGUAUUUGAGGAUGGCUACGCACAUCUCAAUGCUGCGGGGGCAAGAUUGAAAAAUUCAGUGGGUAUUCAGUUUAUCGAUGAAUUUGGAAUUCAAGAAGCUGGUAUCGAUGGUGGUGGCUUAUUCAAGGAGUUUUUAACCUCGUUGACACGUAUCGCCUUUGAUACAAAUUUCGGUCUGUUCCUAAGCACAAAGGAACAACUUUUGUAUCCAAACCCACAAGCUUACGCGAGACAAGAUGAGCGUCUCAAUUAUUACGAGUUCAUUGGUCGUAUACUGGGUAAGGCACUGUACGAAGGAAUUUUAGUGGACGCCGCGUUUGCCGGAUUUUUCCUUAGCAAGUGGCUCGGGAGAACGUCAUAUUUGGAUGACCUACCUUCCCUUGAUCCGGAAUUAUAUCAGGGCUUAAUCAUCCUGAAAAAUUAUAAAGGAAACGUAGAGUCUGAUCUAUCAUUAAACUUCACCGUGGUCGACGACGAAUUCGGGGAGCAACGCACUAUUGAAUUGGAGGAGGGAGGUAGCGAUAUACCUGUCACCAACGAGAACCGUAUCCGCUAUAUUUACCUGAUGGCGAAUUAUCGACUAAAUAAACAAAUCGAACGUCAGUGCAAGUCAUUUUUCCGCGGAUUAUCAGACUUGAUAAAACCAAAGUGGCUAAGAAUGUUCAAUCAAGUUAGUUUGUCACUAAAAUUCGACCCAUUAAUACGCACUUUACAAGAUGCAUCUGUAAUCGAAAAUUCUCUUUUUUCAAAACAGCAAGAACUACAGAUCCUUGUUGGAGGGGCAUAUAUUCCCAUCAACCUUGAGGAUCUACGAAGAAACACCGUGUACGCCGAAUACAAAGAUGAUGACCCCGUUAUCAUUCACUUUUGGAAAGUUGUAUCGGAAUUUUCCGAGGAACAAAAGCAAAAAUUAAUAAAAUUUGUUACAUCGUGUUCUCGACCACCUUUACUUGGGUUUAAGGAGCUUAAUCCUAAGUUCAGUAUACGAAGGGCUGGCUCUGGGACCAGAUUACCCUCGUCAAGCACUUGUGUUAAUUUAUUAAAAUUACCUGCGUAUCCAGACGAAGAUACGUUGAGGGAGAAACUGUCGUACGCCAUUAAUGCCGACGUAGGUUUCGACCUUUCUUGA